Molecule: messenger RNA, 1787 nt
Organism: Fusarium odoratissimum NRRL 54006
Lineage: Eukaryota; Fungi; Ascomycota; Sordariomycetes; Hypocreales; Nectriaceae
Exons: 4
Coding region: 143-1564 (473 amino acids)
Source: RefSeq, a predicted model, not a curated record
AAAGACGUCACGGUGCCGCAUACCCGUCUUUCAGGGCUGAUGGCGGCCUCCACUAAUAAGCACUUGACGCUGCAGCGAAAACCAACUUCAUUCCGCUCAAAAUUUAGAUCGUCAACUUCAAUAUUUUUACUUCAUUUUCAUCAUGUCAAACAGCGGACGCGGUCGAGGUGGAUUAUUCCAGCGAGGUGGUCGAGGCGGUCGAGGCGGGGGCUUGAUAGGGUCAGCUGUCCGUGGCGUAGCAGGCGGCAUUGGGCUCGUAUCGGAGAGCGUUAGCUCUUACAAAGAGAAGAGAACCGCUGAGAAAAACGCCUCAUCGUCAGAGUCAAGUCAGCAGCCUCAAUCAAGCGGCAUUGCUGCCAGCAACGAGCCGCCACCGAACUAUGAGCCUCAGCCAAACCAGCAUGAGGACUCGACUGAAAGACAAUGGGAGCUCGACGAAACACAAUCCGAGCUACUCUCAAGUCCCCAAAAGGGUGCCGACUCCGCUCAACAGACUCAAGAUGACAAGGAUCUUGUAGCCAGUUUUUUGAGAGUUCAUGGCUCUCCAGCUGGCCGAAGCAAUGCUCAAUUGGAGUUACCAGUCAUUCUUGCGCAGCGAAGACCAAAAGAUCGAACUCGCGGCUUUGUUCGUGGAUAUGCCCCAAUGCUUGAGACUGUCGGCAUUGACCAGGCGGCUUGGCUGGACUUUCUAGAUAAAUUUGAUCAGUCUACCCGAGCGUCGCCGUGGAUCGAGGUCAUCAACUUUGCAGAGUUGGGUGGUUUCUUUGUGCCAAUUGCACCGAGCAUUGCCAUUAGCGCAGCCGUGUACAAAACAAUUGAGGUUGCGAAGGAUGUCCAAGGCAGACAAAGGUCAAACAAGUUCAUUUCCCAGAUGAAUGAGCAAUACUUCUAUCCAAACGGCUUAUGCUGUCUGAUCAUGACCUGGCGACCCGAUUCCGGAAGGUCUCACGAGGUUGUUGACCUAACAUCAACAGUCGCUUCUUCGAUUGGAUCUUAUGACUCUGGAUUUACUAAUAAGUUUAAAACCUCCAGCGGAAAGACCUACGGUGAUUUUGCUCUCCCCGAGGCUGCCCCUCUCAUCUUUCCGACCCUCGAUGUCCUUGCUGAGGCCGAUAGCGAGGAGUCGAGAGGUUUGAAGCAAAGCCUGGGUGAGAAGAGAACAUACAUCCAGGAUUAUUAUGAUAAGAGGGCCCAGGCUCAGUUUGCGCUCAAUAGACCGGAUAACCUCUUGGCCAACCAGCAAGAAGCUCCAAAGUUCACUUCACGAUAUGCUGAUCCGAGCCAUCCUUCCAACAAUGGCUCCUUGAUCUCCCUACUCACUGGCGGAUAUGUCGACCCAACGAAGCUUCGCCCGGGCUUUAGGGGCCAAGCAUCAGAAGGCCAGAACCAAGGACAACCCAGUGGAGCACGAAGUGACAGGCAGCCCGGUUUGCCGCUGCCUUACAAGCCGGUCAAGGCGGCAAGGAAAUUUCUUUUCAACAAGGAUAUUUUGUAUCUAAUGGUCGUCAAUAUGCCGACUGAAGAUGAGCUCCGGGAGGCCAAGGCUGUGUUGGACCGCAGAUAAGAAAUUUGUACAUUCCAGAGCGACAGUUUCCCUUAAUUCACAGAUCAAGUUCAUAGGAUCCUGGCGAUUGCUGGUAAGUUGCCUGGACUGAACGACUCGCGGUGUCCGGGCUAUCUUCGCAGUUCGAGCGAUGGUGCAGUCAAACAGGUUGAACCCUUGAGCUUUUACACCAGAUACAAAUCGAGCUGUCACAAAUGAUAAGAGUUCUAAGACGAAGUGAAGA